Nannospalax galili (Upper Galilee mountains blind mole rat) is the source of this 2861-nucleotide messenger RNA. RefSeq names its product aspartate beta-hydroxylase domain containing 2 (gene Asphd2). NCBI's taxonomy places the organism in Eukaryota, Metazoa, Chordata, Mammalia, Rodentia, Spalacidae. Bases 400 to 1431 code for a protein of 343 amino acids. The transcript has 4 exons. The record is from RefSeq and is a predicted model, not a curated record.
GGCGAGGACACGGCUCCGCUGGGCUCCCUCGUGGGCCGGGCGGUGGCUCCUGGCGCGGGCAGGGGGCGUCCCCGCUCCCUCGGCUGUGGUGUCUCCCGGGUCCCCGCAGCCGCCCGCGCGCAGGUUAGGACUUCCUGAAAUGCCCUUUUGCAGUCACCAACUCAGACUAGUGGGACAGAAGUCAGCGCCCUCCACCCCACUGCUGUGACUUUUGCUGGGAGUGGCAAGGUGGGCCAGCCUGGCUCACCCAUGGAGCCCUUUGCAGGAACUGAGGAACAGUGUCAACUGUGCCUCCACCUGUCCCAGCCACUCCUUCUACCUCCUGCUAACCUGCAUGUCAUGCCCCCAGAGGACUGAUCAUCUUAGCCAGCUUCACACCUGAGUAUCAAGUCCCUCAAGAUGUCGCUGGAGUGGCUGGUGGCCUGGAGCUGGUCUCUAGAUGGGCUAAGGGACUGCAUCGGCACCGGCAUCCAGUCUGUGCGGGACUGCGACAGCACCGCUGUGGUCACCGUGGCCUGCCUCCUGGUUCUGUUCGUGUGGUACUGUUACCAUGUGGGCCGAGAGCAGCCCCGGCCCUAUGUGUCUGUCAACUCCCUCCUGCAGGGUGUGGAUGCCAACGGGCUGCAGAAUGGGUCUGUGUACUGCCAGUCCCCCGAGUGUGUGCGUUGCACACAUCAGGACGGUCUCAACCAGAAACUCUACCACAACCUGCAGGAGUACGCCAAGCGAUACUCGUGGUCGGGCAUGGGCCGCAUCCACAAGGGCAUCCGGGAGCAGGGCCGCUACCUCAGCAGCCGGCCCUCCAUCCAGAAGCCCGAGAUCUUCUUCCUGCCUGACCUGCCCACCACACCCUACUUCUCCCGAGAUGCCCAAAGGCAUGACGUGGAGCUGCUGGAGCGGAACUUCCAGACCAUCCUCUGCGAGUUUGAGACACUGUACAAGGCGUUCUCGAAUUGCAGCCUUCCACAGGGCUGGAAAGUGAACAGUACGCCCAGCGGGGAGUGGUUCACCUUUUACUUUGUCAACCAGGGCGUUUGUGUCCCCAGGAACUGCAGGAAGUGCCCACGGACGUACCGCUUGCUCGGCAGCCUUCGGACCUGUAUUGGGAACAAUGUUUUUGGAAACGCGUGUAUUUCCGUACUGAGCCCUGGGACUGUGAUAACGGAGCACUAUGGACCCACCAAUAUCCGCAUCCGGUGCCACCUAGGUCUGAAGACUCCCAAUGGCUGUGAACUGGUGGUAGGGGGUGAGCCACAGUGCUGGGCAGAAGGCCGGUGCCUACUCUUUGACGACUCCUUCCUGCAUACCGCGUUCCACGAAGGUUCUGCUGAUGAUGGUCCGAGGGUGGUCUUCAUGGUGGAUCUCUGGCACCCCAACGUGGCAGCUGCUGAACGGCAGGCCCUGGAUUUCAUCUUUGCCCCAGGACGAUGAACACAUGGUCUGUGCUGGAGCCAAGCCAGCAACGGGUUGAGCAGAGCCCGUGUGAACCAUGGGACAGUCCGGUCCCUGCCCGUGCCCUGAUCCCACAUGCAGACACCUGCCUCAUCUGGAAGCAUCUGUGGGGUCUGUCACAGGGACCCCUCUUUCUUUGGUUACUGUAAAUGGGGAACUUCAACUUGUACUUCCUAGAUUUUCUUUCCCUUGCAGUUAUUUGCUGGGACUCCUUUCUGGCCUACUAGUGUGUCCCCUUGGCUGUGACCAGAGACUCCGUGUCCCCACCAGUCCUUGUCACGUUGCUACCUGGUUUCUUUUUGGUGUUCUGAAAUAGAGUAACCAAAUGGUUAUUUGUCUGAAUGUAAUAACCUCAAACUUCUUGUGGUCAUCUUCCAAGACGAAACAAAACAGACCGCAAGCCACCAAGCCUGAGAACUCAGCCUCUGAUGCUGGUGCUUGGAGUACCCUUCACUGUUAUUAGGGCAGAGGACAGUCUGCAGCCCACACAAGGGAUCUAGCUGGCUUUAUUAGGGACUGACCAAACACCAUCAGGGUCGGGGUACCUAGAUCAUAGCCCGUGGAGUCUGACAGCAUUGAGAUUGUUCUCUUAGCACCCUGGUGGCAGAGGCAGUUGGAGGGACCAGGGACUUUUAACCACAGCUUCCUGUAGAAGUGUGAAGUUCCCAGGUCAGCCACAGAGCAGGCAUCCCCCGAGUUCACUGCCCACAGAAGCCCUACUGCCAAGAUGGGCCUGACAUGCCCUGUGGCUGUGGUUUUGAGUCCACUGGGGUGGCUGGCAGGAGCCAUGCUGGGCUGAGCCUCAACCACCAGCCACAUUCCAGGAAGCUUUUCUCUGUCAGACUGGGAGUUCCAAAUCUGACCAGAGUGUCCUUUGUGCUUUGUUUGGAGUCUGUCACCUAGGUGUUGUCAUUUCUUUAUUAUCUGUACAUAAAUGUUCAAAUGCUAGACUCAAACAGUGAAGGGUCAGCCUUGUGUUUGUCAUCACAGUGACCAAGGCUGUGUGAAUGUAAGGAUGCAGGAGGGACCCAUGGUCAUGGUGCUGGUUUUUUGGUCUCUGGUAAAGACACACAGUUCUCUUCCCAAAACCGAGGCCGUGAGUCCAGAUGAUGUGUGAGCGUGUUGCCUUCCCACCAUCCUCGGGAUACCCUUUGGAAGCAGUGGCCCAUGGGCAGUGUCAGAAGCCGGACAGAGUGGGCAGUUUGUCUAAUGUGCUGGUGUAGUGUUAGGUUCAAAUGCAAACCUGCUGCUUCUAGGAGUAUUUCUCCGCUCACAGGUGGGGAGGGACCCGUCACCCCUCCACAGCCUCUACACUGAGGUUCUCAGUGAAGACCCCACACAACCUGGCCACCCCACCCCGCUCCAAGGAUGUGGCUGGAAAACAGAAGGUAAAUAAAAAACCUUGUUGA